Molecule: messenger RNA, 762 nt
Organism: Macrosiphum euphorbiae (potato aphid)
Lineage: Eukaryota; Metazoa; Arthropoda; Insecta; Hemiptera; Aphididae
Source: the annotation of a GenBank genome assembly
AUGGUAAAAUUAGAAGAGGAUCCUCAAUUUUUAACAAAUAUCCUUUGGACUGAUGAGGCGAAAUUCCACAAUAAUGGACAUGUAAAUCACCACAACAAUCACUAUUGGAAUCAUUCAAAUCCCCACUGGAUAAAUGAGACCAAUAAGCAAGUUCGUUGGAGUGUGAAUGUUUGGUGUGGGAUUAUUGAUGAGCAUUUAAUUGGUCCAUAUUUUUUUGAGGAAAAUCUUAAUGGCAAUAAGUAUCUUGGUUUUUUGAAAGAUGAUAUACCCAUACUAUUGGAAAAUAUUUCACUUCAGCAGCGUUUGAAUUUGAUUUGGCAGCAAGAUGGUGCACCAGCACAUAAUACCUUGGCUGUACGUGCAUACCUCAAUAAGAUGUAUGGAGACAAUAACUGGUUUGGAACUCACAGCCCCAUUAUUCAAUGGCCACCUCGUUCCCCCGAUUUGAGUGUUCUUGACUUCUUUUUUUGGGGCCAUCUAAAAAAUGAAGUGUAUAAAGAAAAAUGCAAUAGUGUGGAGGAACUUAAACAAAGAAUAAGAUAUUGUUGCAACAAAAUUGAAAACUCAAUAUUGAAAAAAUCCACUUCCUCUGAAGUAUUAAAACGUCUACAUUUUUGUUUAACUGAAGAUGGCAAGCAAUUUGAACAUAAGCUUAAAUAUAAACAACAUGUAUUUUUUAUUCAAAUUGUAUACAAAUACAUAUAUUUAUGUAUUAUAAUUAAUGUGUUAUGUGUAUGUAUGUUACAUUUUUUCCAUUCUUAA